Molecule: messenger RNA, 1071 nt
Organism: Lodderomyces margitis
Lineage: Eukaryota; Fungi; Ascomycota; Pichiomycetes; Serinales; Debaryomycetaceae
Gene: CCW14
Product: Ccw14p
Exons: 1
Coding region: 1-1071 (356 amino acids)
Source: RefSeq, a predicted model, not a curated record
AUGAUCACUGCUACGCUAUUGAUUCUCCUAAUUACCCGCUUGGUAAUCUCCACACCUCCUGCAUGCCUCUUGAGCUGCAUUUCUGAAGUGUCUCUGAAAUGUGAGCGUGGUUGGUCUCUGUUGUCUUGUGUUUGCAACAAAGAAGACCAAAUAGUUGGCUGUUUGAUUGAUAUUUGUCCCUUUGGAAACUUCAAUAGUGCAAGAGACCAUUUUCUCGGUACUUGCUUGGAACAUGGCAAACCAACUAUAACAAAUCCUUAUCCACCACCAGCAGUUUGGCCACCACCUGAUUAUGAGAAAAGCUUACCUAAAAUGCAUGAGCCAGUAUAUCGUCCAGAACCGACGACAAGUCGAGUAGUCAAUACUGUGCCAGGUUCAGUUCAGAAAAGUAUUGAUCAUCAUAACCCAUUUCCACGUACCGCACCUAAUCACGAACCAAUAGAUGAAUCACCAAAUCUUCAUGGCCCAAGAAGAAGACCACAACAUCAAGUGGGAGAAGCUCCACGUGAGAAUUUCCCUCAUACUCCUACAAUCCACUCACCUACACCAAAUCCAACCCCAACCCCAAGACACACACCACAAUUUAUCCCUGAUUUUGACUCAUGGUUCGACGAGUAUGAUGGCCUCAGUGAUGAUUCAUAUGAUCCUGAAAGGCCACUAGAAUGGGAAGAAAUGGAUGCAUUAGAUAGACAUGGUCGAUUUAUUGUUGUUCGUCGACCAAUAAACGUGCCUCACCAAUUGCGUGAUCCAUCAAAUGCGGGUCAGAUCAGACGUGUUGUUGUUCGAGGACAAGCCAAUCGGCCCAAGCACAAUAAAAACCUAAUCCAUGAAAGUAGGAGACUAGUUGGAAACUUGGAUCUUGAUAAAGGAUUACCUGGGUCGAUGAAUGUGAAGCCCACAAAAAUUCAAUCGUCCAUGUCAGUUGUAGUUUCCCAUCAGGAGCGACAUUCAGAUAUACCGCCAUAUUCCUCCAUGCAAAUCCAUGAGUUGAAUCACAAUCACAGUACACCAAUCAACAAGCUCGACCAAAAACGAACCAAAAAAACCAAUCGCAAAACAUCUCCCUUCUGA